AUGGCUAUUCAACACCAUACAUUUUUGCUAGAGCAAUAUGCUCAACAAUCCAAACAUGGUGGUUAUGUUGCAAGCUGUGAAUACAAGAAUCAGAAGAAAGAAACACAUCAUAAGAGUCUCAUGAAGGACUACUUCUGUGAAAGACCACUUUAUCCCCCAGUGGACUUUCACAGGCGGUUUUGCAUGAUAAGAGAGCUUUUCUAUCACAUCUUGAAUGAUGUUGUUGCACAUGAGCCAUACUUUACCCAGAAGAUAGACGCUUAUGGACGACAAAGUCUAUCCCCAGAGCAGAAGCUAACAGCCGUUUUUUGA
Messenger RNA from Prunus armeniaca (apricot), 312 nucleotides. The record is from the annotation of a GenBank genome assembly. Lineage: Eukaryota; Viridiplantae; Streptophyta; Magnoliopsida; Rosales; Rosaceae.